This is a messenger RNA of Phragmites australis (common reed), 949 nucleotides long. RefSeq names its product small ribosomal subunit protein bS20c-like. The record is from RefSeq and is a predicted model, not a curated record. Gene Ontology annotation, cellular component: ribosome; small ribosomal subunit. Gene Ontology annotation, molecular function: small ribosomal subunit rRNA binding; structural constituent of ribosome. Lineage: Eukaryota; Viridiplantae; Streptophyta; Magnoliopsida; Poales; Poaceae. Gene Ontology annotation, biological process: translation.
GCACAUCCGCCUUCCGACCCCACCCGAAGGCCCAAGCACCCUUCUCGUCAGGCUUGGAUAAGCAGCUCGAGCCUCGAGCACCUCCCACCCAAGCGGCCAUGGCCACCACCGCCAGCUCCCCGCUCUUCUCCCUCUCCUCCCUCUCCGCCUCCCUCCCUUCCUCAACCCGGCUCCCCGCCUCCCUCUCCCUCCGCGCCCUCGCUCCCCGGGCCUGCCUCUCGGCCUCCCUCCCAUUCGCCUCCCCCUUCGGUGGGCUCGGCUCCUGGGCGGCGCUGCCGACGUCUUCGUCGGGGAGGUGGAGGAAGCGGAGGCUGGAGGUGGUGUGCGAGGUCACGACGAGGCGGCGGCCGGACUCGGUCAAGAAGAGGGAGCGCCAGAACGACAGGCACCGCAUCCGCAACCACGCGCGCAAGGCCGAGAUGCGCACCAGGAUGAAGAAGGUCUUCAGAGCACUUGAAAAGCUUAGGAAGAAAGCUGAUGCCCAGCCUGAAGAAAUCAUUGAGAUAGAGAAAAUGAUCUCCGAGGCGUACAAAGCCAUCGACAAGACUGUCAAGGUUGGUGCCAUGCACAUGAACACUGGGAACCAUCGCAAGUCCAGACUGGCAAGGAGGAAGAAGGCCAUCGAGAUACUCCGUGGUUGGUAUCCAAAUGCUGAGGCAGCUGCUGCCGCCUAGUUUCUGGAGAAAUUAUCAUCAUGGAUUUGUGGCAGCUUCGUUUUCAUCAAAUCUCACCAAUUUUGGACAGCAUAUGUUACUUACGGAGCUCAAUAGCUUGCCAAGUUCUCCAUUUCAAGUGGUCUGUUUAUACCUUGUACCAUCUUCUAUGUUUAUGUGCUUGCUCUGCACUAGAUGCCUCGACUAGAGUUGGCCAGUUCUCCCCUGUUUCUGUUGCUCACAGCGAUGUUGUAGAACUUCAGAACGGAAAUUUGAAAUAUAUGUCCUAUUGCGUA